This is a messenger RNA of Rhinolophus ferrumequinum (greater horseshoe bat), 831 nucleotides long. It is a transcript of the gene CLEC12B, whose product is annotated as C-type lectin domain family 12 member B. Bases 1 to 831 code for a protein of 276 amino acids. The record is from RefSeq and is a predicted model, not a curated record. Gene Ontology annotation, biological process: natural killer cell inhibitory signaling pathway; negative regulation of signaling receptor activity. Gene Ontology annotation, cellular component: external side of plasma membrane. The transcript is spliced from 6 exons. Gene Ontology annotation, molecular function: signaling receptor regulator activity; protein phosphatase binding. NCBI's taxonomy places the organism in Eukaryota, Metazoa, Chordata, Mammalia, Chiroptera, Rhinolophidae.
AUGUCUGAAGAAGUGACCUACGCGACACUCACAUUUCAGGAUUCUGUUGGAGCAGGAAAUAACCAGGAUAGAAAUAACCUAAGGAAAAGAGGGUCUCUAGCUCCAUCCCCCAUAUGGCGUUGGGCUGCUCUGAGUCUGCUAACUCUUUGUCUGCUGCUGCUGAUUGGGCUGGUGACCUUGGGGAUCAUGUUUUUGCAGACAUCUAAUGAAAUUAAUUCAGAUUCAGAGAAAUUGAGCCAACUUCAGAAAAUCAUCCAUCAACAGCAGGAUAACUUUUCCCAGCAGCUGAGCAACUACAGGAACUUUCCCAUGGAGAAGGAAUUUCUCAAAUCCCAGAUCUCUAAUUUAUUGGUGAGGCAGGGACAAAUGGCCGUCAAACUCUGCCAGGAGCUAGUCAUCCACAUUUCAGACCACAAAUGUAAUCCUUGUCCUAAGACAUGGCAAUGGUACCAAACGAGCUGCUAUUAUUUUGCCACAAAUGAGGAGAAAACCUGGACUAAAAGUAGAAAAAACUGCACGGACAAGAACUCCACCUUGGUGAAGAUAGAUAGCUUGGAAGAAAAGGAUUUUCUGAAAUCACAGCCAUUACCCAAGUUUUCUUUCUUCUGGUUGGGAUUAUCAUGGGACCCAUCUGGCAGAAAUUGGCUAUGGGAGGAUGGCUCCAUUCCCUCUCCAUCCUUAUUUAAUACCAAAGAAUAUGCCCAGACCAAUGGAUCCAAAAGAUGUGCCUAUUUUCAAAAAGGAAAUAUUUAUAUUUCCCGCUGCAGUGCUGAAAUUUCUUGGAUUUGUGAGAAGACAGCUGCGUUAGUGAAGAUUGACGAUUUGGAUUAA